AUGGCAUCCUCGGUAAAACAAGUUUUAACACAUGAUCAGUUAUGGGAAGUUUUAACUGAUAAAGCAAUUUCAUCUGCUGCACCUGAAGUCGUACAACGCUACCGUAAUUACACAUCGCCAGAUGUAUCUCGUCCUCGAGUUCAUCCUGGACGCGCCUAUGAUCCAAAUCAUCGUGAUGAAACACAUGGCGAUCAGAUGAAUUUAGGCGAUGGAAAAAAUGGAGAAAUAAUUAAUCCAAAACCAAAGACCAAUUUCGAAAAUCGUCUAUUUAAUCUCAAUGAACUUGUUUAUGAACGAAAUAGGCACAGAAUGCAACAAGACAAAUUGUUACCACCAGCGAUCGAUAGAUACAAGACAACGUUUGGCAUGGCAUCGAAAGCGAGCGACAGAGCCGGAGAUGUUGUUAAUCCAAAGAAAUCACAAGCACAAAUUGAAUAUGAAUUUGAACAACCGAGAAGCAUGUAUCUUUUCAGCCAUAAAGAGUUCGAACCAGGCGAACAACUCGAACGACAUUAUCAAAAUGGUGAACUGAUUCGCAAGCAAACCCAUGGCGUUCCAACGCCAGUCUACGCUGACGGUCGUCACGCACGUGAAUCUCUAAUAUGGGUUCGACCAAACCAUUCGACAGCGCUAGUACAAAACCGCGUCCAUGAACAUGACGAAUCCCGCAGUGAUAAUUCUGCUAUACGUACACGUCGUUUUCUUGCUCAAACUGGUUUACCAACUGAUCAUCGAUUUGGAGUAACAACAUCAUCGGAUCGAUUAUCAGCUGGUGAAAUAAUUCAUCAACGAGCCAACGUUCCAGCUGCAUUCGAUGAAAAAUCUCAGGCUGCUUUAGCUAAACUACGUGCACAUUUAUGUUCAAUUCAUAUAACAACAUUUAAAACUCAAUUGCAAGCUUUUCAAUUCUAUGAUACAAAUCAAGAUGGUUUUAUAUCGAUCAAUGAAUUGGCGAAUACAAUUGAAAAAAAUUUCAAUCUUCAAUUAUCCGAUGGCCUUACUGCUGCAUUAAUGUUUCAAUGUGAUCAAGAUCGGGAUGAGAAAUUAAAUUUUCUUGAAUUUAGUAAUUUUCUUUGCUAUCGUAUUGCACAUUCAAGUGGUCUUGAACAAUUUAUUACCGACGAGAAAAAGAAAAAUCCUAACAGUAAUCGCACGGGAAUUAUUCGAGACAGUCAAGGUCGGCCACUAUUAAAUAUUUCUGAUCUUGUCGAAGGUACCAAUGGAAAAUAUUAUCCACGUAAACUUGUUUCACAAAUUGACGAAAUGGUGCCCGAAGGUUGGAAAACAAGUUAUGAUAAAAUCAAUGAAGCACCAUUCCGCCUUGAACCACAAGUUAAACGCCAAUACGGUUUACCAUCGAUGGCAAGCAGUCAUCAAUAUGCUAUUCCAACAUCGAAUAAUAAACAUCGACCACCACUUGGUUCAAAUACGAUUGUUGGCGCGAUAUUAUCGCCAUCGAUUUGGAGCGACCGUGGUUUAACUGAAGAUGAUUUAUUAGCACCGAAAACAAUGGAAGAAAUGCGUGAUAUAUUUGCUAAUGCGAAUAUUUAUGUAUCAGGUGAAGAUUUCGUUAGUACAUGGACAACAGCAGCUGCCAAUGAUCAGCAUGGGCAAGUUAGUGUGGCAGCUUUUAAACAGGCACUUGAUGGGAACAAACAUUCAUCAGGCAAUCAGCAACUUGUCUAUGCUUAA
This is a messenger RNA of Rotaria socialis, 1692 nucleotides long. NCBI's taxonomy places the organism in Eukaryota, Metazoa, Rotifera, Eurotatoria, Philodinida, Philodinidae. The record is from the annotation of a GenBank genome assembly.